Messenger RNA from Theobroma umbraticum, 1326 nucleotides. RefSeq names its product RNA-binding (RRM/RBD/RNP motifs) family protein. Gene Ontology annotation, molecular function: RNA binding. Lineage: Eukaryota; Viridiplantae; Streptophyta; Magnoliopsida; Malvales; Malvaceae. The record is from RefSeq and is a predicted model, not a curated record. Gene Ontology annotation, cellular component: mitochondrion; nucleus.
UUUCCACUGUACUUUAGGCCCUGAAAAGUUAGAAGCUUUAGUUUGGAGUAAAAGUGGAAAAAUGACGAUCGACGACGACAGUUCGGUGUACGUGGGAGGACUCCCCUACGACGCCACCGAAGCCUCAAUCCGCCGUGUUUUCAGCCUCUACGGCGCUGUCGUCGCCGUGAAGAUUGUUAAUGAUCAUUCAACUAGAGGAAAAUGCUAUGGCUUUGUUACUUUUACAAAUCCUCGUUCAGCUUAUGAUGCUAUCAAUGAUAUGAAUGGCCGGACUAUCGAUGGUCGAGUUGUGAGAGUGAAUGAAGUGACAACUAGAGGGGGCAGAUUGAAUUUUAAUCGAGACCGCUCUCGACGGGGUGAGUGGGAUAGGGGACAUGAAAGGGAAAGAGAUCAUGAUCGUGACAGGGAACGGUAUCGGGAUCGAUAUAGUGAUAGGUCUGAAGAGCAUGAGCAGUCUCGGGACCAUGAUGUUGGAAGAGGAAGAGGAUAUGAGCAUCAUGAUCAUGAUAGAGCUGGGGAAUACUCAUUGGAUAGAGAUCUUAACAGAGAUGUGGAGGAUAAUGUGCAAGGGGAAAGCAGGGACCAUAUUCAGGAUUGGGAGAGUCAUGAGCUCAGUUUGGAUCAAAAUAGAGAGAUUGAUGGAAGUGGAACCAAUGGUUAUCAUAGAAGUCUUGAUGAGGACAACGAGCAGCAGUUGAGAUGGAAUGGCUCUAUAAACAAUGAUCACCAUAGCAGAGGGCUUUCAUCAGAUUCAAGUGAUGAUUACAAUCAGAUGAAAAAAGACCUAGAAGGAUUGAUUGAAAGUCGGGAAGAACUUAGAAAAGAGAUUUCGCUGAUGGAAGGGAGGUUAGAAGACAGACAAGAAAUUGUUUUGGAUUUACAGAAAAAAUCCAAGACCCUGGAGGAUUCAUUAAUUGCUGCAAAGAAGCUCUCUUCACGCCGGAAAAUGCAGUUAACCAAGCUGCAUAAAUGUUUCCUGCAAGUAAAGGAGUACAGAGAAAAACUCAAAACCUGUGAACAAGAACUUCAGUCCCUCGUUGAUUCAGCAAUACUAGAGAGUGAAGAUGAUGUGGCUGUACGGGGUGGUAUUUUGGCAAAUGGCAUUGCCUGAUUUUAUGUUGAGUUUAGUAAUCCUCUGAUGUCUCAUUUGUUUAAAGAUGACAUACGCUGCCUUACCCUUUGGUUGGAUUACUUGUACCUUUAUGUAAAUAGAGCAUCGGGAGAUUGAAGUAUUAAGCUAGCUCCUCAAUUUAGAUGUAUAUACUGAUAUCUGGAGUGUUAUUAGACCAUGCUUUCUGGUCGUUAUUAAUGUUUGUCAUCUGCUGC